This is a messenger RNA of Notolabrus celidotus (New Zealand spotty), 4174 nucleotides long. RefSeq names its product protein kinase C alpha type-like. The record is from RefSeq and is a predicted model, not a curated record. Gene Ontology annotation, biological process: protein phosphorylation. Gene Ontology annotation, molecular function: ATP binding; diacylglycerol-dependent serine/threonine kinase activity; zinc ion binding. NCBI's taxonomy places the organism in Eukaryota, Metazoa, Chordata, Actinopteri, Labriformes, Labridae.
AUGGCUGACCACCUUUUACAUUAUAAUGACUCAGCUGGGGUCGGGAAUCGAUUCGCCCGCAAAGGUGCUUUGCGACAGAAAAACGUGCAUGAAGUGAAAAACCACAAAUUUACAGCGAGGUUUUUUAAGCAGCCCACGUUCUGCAGCCAUUGCACAGACUUCAUAUGGGGAUUUGGGAAACAAGGAUUUCAAUGCCAAGUUUGCUGUUUUGUGGUCCACAAACGCUGCCAUGAGUUCGUCACCUUCUCCUGUCCUGGAGCUGACAAAGGACCUGACACAGAUGACCCAAGAAGCAAGCACAAGUUCAAGAUCCACACGUACGGCAGUCCCACCUUCUGCGACCACUGCGGCUCUCUGCUGUACGGACUCAUACACCAAGGGAUGAAAUGUGACACCUGUGACAUGAAUGUGCACAAGCAGUGUGUGGUCAACGUGCCGAGCUUGUGUGGGACGGACCACACGGAGCGUCGGGGUCGCCUCUUUCUCAAGAUCGAAGUCAGCAUGGACAGAUUACACGUCACAGUGGGUGAAGCCAGGAACCUCAUUCCAAUGGAUCCAAACGGUUUAUCGGACCCCUAUGUUAAACUCAAGCUCACGCCUGACCCAAAGAACGAGACCAAACAGAAGACCAGGACCAUCCGCUCCUCUCUCAACCCCUGCUGGAAUGAGUCAUUCACCUUUAAGCUGAAAGCAUCAGAUAAGGACCGCCGUCUGUCGAUUGAGAUCUGGGAUUGGGACAGAACCACCCGGAACGACUUUAUGGGCUCCAUGUCGUUCGGAGUAUCUGAGCUGAUCAAAGCUCCCAACUGUGGAUGGUACAAGUUGCUAAACCAGGAGGAGGGCGAGUAUUACAACGUCCCCAUUCCUGAGGUGGAUGACGUCAACCUGGAGCUCCGGCAGAAGUUUGAGAAAGCCAAGCUGGGUCACGGUAAGAAAGUGAUCACGCCGUCAGACCACCGGCGGUUCAGCCUGCCCUCAGGUAACAUGGACAGGGUCAGGCUGAGUGACUUCAACUUCCUGGCCCUGCUGGGGAAGGGCAGCUUUGGCAAGGUCAUGCUAGCGGAGAUGAAGUCAACAGAAGAGCUGUAUGCAAUCAAGAUCCUGAAGAAGGACGUCGUGAUCCAGGAUGAUGAUGUUGAAUGUACAAUGGUGGAGAAGAGAGUCCUGGCUCAGAGGGACAAACCGCCUUUCCUCACACUGCUCCACUCCUGCUUCCAGACUGUGGACCGGCUUUACUUUGUGAUGGAGUACAUCAACGGAGGGGACCUGAUGUAUCACAUUCACCGUAUGGGCAAAUUCAAGGAGCCACAGGCCGUAUUUUAUGCUUCAGAGAUUGCCGUCGGUUUGUUUUUCUUGCACAGAAAGGGAAUCAUCUACAGGGAUCUGAAGCUGGACAACGUGAUGCUGGACUCUGAAGGUCACAUAAAGAUUGCAGACUUUGGCAUGUGUAAGGAGAACAUGUAUGAAGGCAUGAGCACACGCACCUUCUGCGGCACCCCCGACUACAUUGCACCAGAGAUUAUAGCCUACCAGCCGUAUGGAAAAUCAGUGGACUGGUGGGCUUAUGGAGUUCUUCUAUAUGAGAUGCUGGCAGGACAGCCUCCAUUUGAUGGAGAGGACGAAGAUGAGCUCUUCCAGUCCAUCAUGGAGCACAAUGUGUCCUACCCAAAGUCCAUGUCUAAAGAAGCUGUGUCCAUCUGCAAAGGACUGAUGACCAAACACCCGUCAAAGCGUCUCGGCUGUGGCCCCGAGGGGGAGAGGGACAUCAGGGAGCAGGCCUUCUUCAGACGCAUCGACUGGGAUCGUCUGGCCAACAAAGAGAUCCAGCCGCCAUUUAAACCCAAAGUGGGUGGCAAAGGAGCAGAAAACUUUGACAAGUUCUUCACACGUACACAGCCCGUGCUGACCCCUCCCGACCAGCUCGUCAUCGCCAACAUUGACCAGAGCGAGUUUGCUGGCUUCUCCUACAUGAACCCUCAGUUCAUCCACCCUUCCCUGCACAGUGUGGUAUGAGGAGAGAGAGCAGAAAACACUAAAGCAUGGACUACAGGAUCCUUCUAAACUCAAACAAACAUCCCGCUGUCAAAAGACUUGCAUCAUCCUCUAAAGUAUUCUGUCUCGUUAUCGAUAUCUGUGUGCAGAAAUGACUGAGGGGAGGGCAGCAAAGUGUUAAAAUGAUGUCUUUUGCUGGAGAAAGUACAGAGCACUACAAUUUCACAUAAUUUUCCGAGGCUUCUUUUAAUCCGUUCUCUGUUCUCUAUCUAGUUCUUUAAACCUUCAGCCGUUUUUUCUUGUAAUUGAAUGCGUCUAUCAGUCAUUUAGGUAUGGAUUAUACAAGUGUUUUUCUUCUCAUCCCAAAAACUCAUGUUCCCAGUCUUACUACGCAAGAAGCUGAACACAGGACAGGAAAGGAAAGGAACGUAUUAUUUUGUUAUGUCUCUGCUUUACUAAAUUUUGAACUGCUAAACUUACUUUAUAUUUCUACACAACAGAAAAGAGAUAGUCUACGGUUACAUGAGUGCCAAAGUAAUGUAGAAGUGGAAAAAAAACUAAUUUCUACUGCAGUUCUUAGAGUCUUUGUAUUUUUUUCCCCCCUUUGACUUUCCAAAAUCUGUCAGCACACUGAAAACCCCAAACAGUAUGCUGAUCAUAUAUGAUUCAGUUAUUUUAAAGGACAUGGAUGAUCAGUGUUUUAACUCGUUACACUGAAACAAAAGCACAUUAUUCUAACAGUUACAGGCUGUCAGGUUUUGUCAGUGCAGAGUGAAUGCAGGGUGAGUUCAGGGUCAGAAAAACGUGGGUCAAAGAGAUAAUGUUUUAAGUAUAAAGAUGCUUUUUCCAUAUGCACAAAGCAGAUCUCUGUUGCAUGCUUAUUUUCUGACUCUGUCUGAGCAGUAGACUCUAGGAUGCAGUACAUGUCUGGUAUCAGUGUAAAGUUUAGUAUUAAAGAUAUAAACUAUGUUAAUAUAUAACUGUUGUAUGUUUUGAAGAGUCUUAUUCUGAAGAAAACAUCUUUAAAGGUUUUAUUCCUGUUUUACGUUCUGCUUUAACCAGAGAGAGACGUCUUACCCUCUAUUCUUUGUCGACCUUUAUUUUGUAAAUAUGUUUCAGGAAGAGAAGUUACUUGCAGAUUUUAUACUACAAACUGAAUGUGCUUUUACUACCGUAGACCGAUUGAACAUUUCUAUGUUUAGUUUACUCCUGAGAAGUGAAACGUUUGGCUGAAUCUUUGGUAGCUUUGGUAUCAGCAAAACCUUGUUACAUGUAUUUCCACUAUUUAUCUAUUGUUUUCUACUACUCAGUGUCAUGGCGAAUAUGCAGCAACUACAGUGUGUGAAACGUUCGAAUGCCCUCUUGCCUUGGUCGUCUCAGGACCGACUCCUUCUGUAACAAAUGAAUCAAAACUAACUUUCAAGGGUUUUAGAGUUGUCUUUUCUCUCUUGCAUAUAUUGUGUGCAUGCGUGAGGCAAGGCCUGAUCUUAGCAUGAGAAAGACUCCUUGCAUGAUACAGAGACCCCCCUCUCCUGGUGUGGAGCAUGGAGUUUCCCCACAUAUAGUCAUGCAGAAUGAGACAAAACCUGCCCAAUGAGAAUUGUGCGCUUUCCCGCUCUUUGUCUCCUCUUAUUCGCUGUCAUGUAGCCUAACCUGUUUGGACUCUAAGCUGAAUUAUUAACAGACAAAUAUCUGUACAAUGCUUCUGUUGUUUUUUUGUUACCUGGUGCCAAACAGUUCUUUCCAGUCAGGUGUGUCGAGCAGUGUUUUUUUUCUUCCUGAGGCACACAAAGCUUCAACAGUGAGGUUUCACAAAACUGCCAAAUUUACAAAACCUGCAGUUCUAUAGUUUAUUUCACAUGGAAACUGAAGUCACAGCUGUCACAUCUGGACCAAAAUGAGGUUUCAAAGAAAAGUGAAUGUUUACAUGUCUCACAUUGAGAAGCUUUAUUGGAGGAGAGGAAACAUACAAACAAACAAAAAACAACCUCCGGACCCAUGACAGAGGUAAUGAAACGUCAGGCCAGUCAGGGUACAGAACCACUACAGGCUACAAUCACAGCCACAGGGAUGUUUGUAUGUGUUUUCUUUCUGUGCCCCUGCUUUUGUUUACCUGAAUCUUCUUGUUCCUCUGUUCAUUGUGGUAUGAUGAAUACAGUGUACAAAUAAAGUAUAGAAAAUA